Molecule: messenger RNA, 3874 nt
Organism: Conger conger (European conger)
Lineage: Eukaryota; Metazoa; Chordata; Actinopteri; Anguilliformes; Congridae
Gene: hs3st1
Product: heparan sulfate (glucosamine) 3-O-sulfotransferase 1
Exons: 2
Coding region: 1881-2825 (314 amino acids)
Molecular function (GO): [heparan sulfate]-glucosamine 3-sulfotransferase activity
Source: RefSeq, a predicted model, not a curated record
CAAAAAUGCAAGAAAACUCGCUGCGAUUACUUGUGUUACUACUAAUAGUAAAUCUUCUUCAUUAAUGCGAUUUCAACAUCAGUUGGCAUUAAAAUAUUUUUUGACCAAACGCAUCGUUUUCAAACUCACCUUUAUGCACCUUCAUGCACCUUUAAGUGCUCCUAUUCCUUGUAGUUUUGUAGCCUUGUAGUCUUUUUACAACACUGAAUUGUAAACUGGGUAGGCUAUAUAAACCUUACUGAUAGCCAUUCUUCAAUAUAUAUAUAUAUUUUUUGAGAAUAAAUAAUGUUCUUGAAAAAAGUGUCACUGAAAGUUUCACUUAAAUACAAAACGUAAGUUGUAUGUAUGUUUAGAGAAGUGGAGAUAGUUUACUUUUAGAGCUGUGCUUGGUCUGCGCAAACUGACCAGACUAGUGAAAGUGAGUAUUUUGGUGGCCAAAGGACGGCGCAUGCCUUGCUAAUGCCGGAUUAAAUGAAAAACACGAGACUAUGCAAACCAACGCAUUAAUAUGGGCUAAUGCCACAGCUCAACAGGUCGUCUAUGUGUUUUCUGUUAUGAAUGUAGGCUAUGGUCGAGUUCACCUCUAUGUGAAAACAUGCAUGUAUCCUCAUCAUAUUUCGGCUAUGGAAAGUUGCAGACAACAGGAUCUUAGAUUUUCGAAUGUAACCAAAUUCCAGUGGCAUUCCUAUCAAAGACCUAGCCGCAAACACUGUAUCCCCCCCCCCCCCCCCAUAGUUCGCAAGUGGGGACGAAAUUUACUGAAUUGCCGUGCUCGACUGCACCCUAUAGCCUAACAUGUCGGAAGAAAGUACAACGCGAAACAAGGUGACAUCUGUUUCUGUUUAGUCUUAAAACCCCGUGAUCUAGGACCAAUGCAUUAAUUCUUUACCCGAUACAUUCUGGUUGCUCCCUCAGAGACGCUUGACUUUUGCUGUUUUCCGUGUCAGUAUGAAUUUCACUGCGAAUCACGCGAAUGCACGUGCGGCGCACAGGAUAUUUUGUAUGACCCAUGAGCUACAUGUAUGGAGGAAUUUUCUUGUUGUUAUGGAAAGUAAAUAAUCAGCAGAACCUUCAUAAUCUGUCUUCCUUCGUUGGCUACUUUUGCAAUUUGUGUCGGGUAUUGUCGGCUACAUUGUUGUUAAUAAUGGAAGCGCUUCCUUUCAAUUGCAGUUAGCUUUAUAGCUGACAAUACACGUUUUAGUCUUUUUAUUCUGUAAACACGGGUUAGGUAUAAAUUAAGUAUAUCAGUAAAGUAGGCUACAUGCACACAGAUCCAUUUUUAUGUGACGUUAUUUGGGGUUUUGCUGAUCCAUGGGAAGUGGCAAUAUGUAGUUCAGAGAAACAGGUAAUGAAAAUACGAUGAUACACGGACAUCCUCUCAACACGUCUUUUUUGCACUAGGCUAGUUACUGUGCGACCUUUAAUGGCUGCUAAACGGGAACAUUUUGCUGUAAAUAACAUCUCUUCUAAUGUAGGCUACCACUUAGCUGCCACUGGGAUGCAUAGUCGAGGCAUAACUCGACGCAUAUUAACAAGCGUUGCAGUCUUGGUGAGCUGUUUUCUUAUAGAACAAGAGGAAGUAUUAAACCAAACGUUCUUGGUUUUAUUUGUGAUGAAGUUAUCCGCCUCCACCAUUACCUGGCUCAUUUUAAGUGACUUCCUUGGCUUAGAAGAGAGGGGGACAACAGAGAAGAGAGGUGAGAGAACAAAAGAGAAGAAACGAAGCGAAGAGAAAAGGGAGUACUGAGGACAGGGGGGUCUCCUGCCAUUUUUUUUUUUGCACUCGGACGGACUGUAGCCUCCUGGGCAGCUGCGCUUUCGAUGUGGAGUUCAGCUUCGGUCUCGCCAGGCUGAAAUCCACCGCGUUCAGGACUUCCUUAAUGGCGGGAUUCCUUCUCGGGCUGCUCCUUUUUGCAGCUCAGUCCCCUCCCAUUCCCUCCCGACCUGCCGACGGUAGCCACGGCGAUGCCGACGACAGGGGGUUUCCGUCCACCCCGGGUCCGGGCCCCCUCGUCACUGCAACGCCCACCGCCGGCAACCCCAACGGGACCGUCCAGCAGCUCCCCCGCACCAUCAUCAUCGGCGUGAGGAAGGGCGGCACCAGGGCGCUAAUCGAAAUGCUGAGCCUGCACAGCCAGGUGGCGGCGGCUGAGAACGAGGUGCACUUCUUCGACUGGGAGAGCCAUUUCGAGAGGGGGCUGCCCUGGUACUUGAGCCAGAUGCCCUUCUCCCAGCCUGAGCAGUUGACCGUGGAAAAGACCCCUGCCUACUUCACCUCCAGUAAGGUCCCGGAGAGGAUCUACAAGAUGAACCCUGACAUCAAGCUCCUGCUCAUCCUGAGAGACCCCACGGAGCGCGUGCUGUCGGACUACACCCAGGUCUUCUACAACAGGCUGCAGAAACACAAGAACUACCAGCCCAUCGAGAAGGUCCUGGUGAAGGACGGGGAGGUGAACUUGGAGUACAAGGCCCUAGGGCGCAGCCUGUACUACCAGCACAUGCAGAACUGGCUCCGUUUCUUCCCGCUGGAGAACAUCCAUCUGGUGGACGGUGACCAGCUCAUCCGGGACCCUCUGCCCGAGAUGAAAAGGGUGGAGAGUUUCCUCGACCUCACGCCCCAGAUUAAUGCCUCCAACUUCUACUUCAACAAGACCAAGGGCUUCUACUGCCUUCGUGACCAUGGCCGGGAGCGAUGUCUGCACGACUCCAAGGGCCGGGCGCACCCACGUGUGGAGGCCGCUAUCCUCGAGAAACUCUACCGCUUCUUCCACGAACCUAACAGGAAGUUCUUUGAGCUUGUGGGCCGAACUUUCAACUGGAACUAAACUUUGGUUUUUUUAAAAAUUUUUUAAAAUAACAUAUAUUAUAAUAUAUACCAAACCUGAACACCCCCCACACAUACACUCUUGCUCACCCCGCCAGCAGUACAUGCCUAUAAGUAUUAUCAGUAAACUUGUUAUAUUUUACAUGCUAAUUAAAUGCAGAAAAAUAAAAUAAACAGUGUACAGUAUAAAUAUGAUGCAUAAGCUAAAUAUAUUUUUUUAUGUUUUGAAUUGAAUUUUAAUUCAGCUACUGGACAAGAAAAGAACAAACAAAUAAUAUUUGUUUGUUCCUAAUGGUUGCUAUUUUCCUAGCUUGCAUGAUGGAAAAGGUCAAGUUUGCAGUGCAAGAGAAGUGUUUUUCUGUGUUUCAUAAAAUGGAAUUGGCUUUUAGAGUUGGUGCCGUGAUGCAUUAAGAGCUCUCUUUUCUUCCCUCUUUGUCACCUGUCUGUUGUUGUUUUUUGAACGGAAAAACACUUUCAAGUCAUAGGCUGUAUUCAAAACCACAUACUAGCAUGUUAGUUCUACUUAAUUUCAGAAAUAUUUUCUUUUAAAUUUAGUAUGAGUAGUAUUCAAAGUAUGCAGUUUGAAUACAGCCGUAGUCUCUGGUGGAAAUACGUUGUGUCACAGUUCAUUGCCAUCAUGCUACAGGUUAUGUUUUAAGGUCAAGGUCAAAGGUCACUCAGUGUUGUGUUUCAUCCCAUAUGUGCAAAACUUGCACGCUUUUAUUAUGGAUGGGAAAGACUGCAUUGUUAAUAUGUAAUUACGGUGUUACAAAACUGCAAAUGAAGAAGCUAUGGUCUGGUUUGUUUACUCCAUAUGAUUUUGUGCGUCUACAUGUGCUGCUAUUUUUUUUUGUUUUUCUUUUUUGUUUUGCAUUUGUUUUCGGAUGAAGAAUUUCCACAACCGUCCUGAUACAUGUAUGGAAUUUGUAUUAAAGUUAUCUUAUGUUGUCAUCCCAUGUAUUAAUAUGUUUAUAAAUGCAUUCUGUAAAUAUUUACAAAUUACUUUUAUAAGUGAAGGAUUAACACCUUAAUAAAAUGUAUUUUAUUAUU